AUGUCGACUUCCAAUUUGGUGAUGCCCACUGUGGGCUCUCACCUGAUCCUCACGACGCCUGCACGCCACGUCCUUCAGAUGACGCUCAACAGACCCAAGCAGCUUAACGCAAUGACAGACGCCAUGGAGGAAGACAUCUGCCGCGUCUUUGACUGGUUCGAGACUGAGCCGUCGCUGUGGGUCAUCAUCCUCGCCGGCAAGGGGCGGGCCUUCUGCGCCGGUCAAGACCUCAAAGAUUGGCUCAGCAAGAACCAGACCUCGGACACCAUCCGACAUGCCACUGGCGAGCCCAUGCAGACCGAUGCUGAGGUCAACAAGAGCAUUCAGAGGCUCAAGCGGGGCGGCUUUGGAGGUAUGAGCACGCGCAGGAGCGCCAAGCCCAUCAUCGCCGCCGUUGACGGCAUCUGCAUGGGCGGCGGCACCGAGACCAUCCUCAACUGCGACAUGGUUGUAGCCAGCACCCGCUCCGUCAUCGGUCUGCCUGAAGUAGCAAGAGGCGUCGUGGCGGCGAUGGGCGGAAUCCCUCGACUCACGCAGCUUUGCGGUCAUCAACGCGCAUCCGAGCUGCUCCUCCUCGGCCACCCCAUCAGCGCUAAGGAAGCUCAUGAUCGAUACAACAUGGUCAACCGACUCGUCGAGGUGGCCAAGUCGACGUCCGAGGAGCUCGGCCAAGCAGCUGUGGAUCAGGCAGCUAUCGAGAUCGCCAUUGGACUCACACAGAACAGCCCGGACAGUGUGCUCGUCACCAAGUCGGCCCUCGUCAUGGCCCGAGACUCUACCGAUGGCGACAUUGAUGGAUCGGCACGAGACAACAUGCUUUCUGACAGAAGCCGAUUGCUCUAUGUUGGCAAGAACAUCAACGAAGGCUUGGAGGCGUUCAAAGGGAAACGCAGCCCCAAGUGGUUCAAUCCGGUCCCCUUGUCCGCACCUGGUAGUGAUCCGAGACCAAAGCUCUAG
Kalmanozyma brasiliensis GHG001 is the source of this 957-nucleotide messenger RNA. Its product is annotated as Crotonase superfamily. Gene Ontology annotation, biological process: fatty acid beta-oxidation. Gene Ontology annotation, molecular function: enoyl-CoA hydratase activity. Gene Ontology annotation, cellular component: mitochondrion. The coding region runs from base 1 to 957 and encodes 318 amino acids. NCBI's taxonomy places the organism in Eukaryota, Fungi, Basidiomycota, Ustilaginomycetes, Ustilaginales. The record is from RefSeq and is a predicted model, not a curated record. The transcript has 2 exons.